Molecule: messenger RNA, 708 nt
Organism: Penicillium chermesinum
Lineage: Eukaryota; Fungi; Ascomycota; Eurotiomycetes; Eurotiales; Aspergillaceae
Product: PEX11 family protein
Exons: 3
Coding region: 1-708 (235 amino acids)
Biological process (GO): regulation of peroxisome size; peroxisome fission
Cellular component (GO): peroxisomal membrane
Source: RefSeq, a predicted model, not a curated record
AUGGUCGCCGACGCCCUUGUCUACCAUCCAGCCCUUGCGCACUGGCUGAAGUUCGUCUCAACCACCGUCGGCCGCGAUAAGCUCCUCCGAACCAUCCAGUACUUCUCCCGCUUCUACGCCUGGUACUUGUACCGCACCAACAAGCCGCAAUCGGCCAUCGACCCCUACAAUGCCGUCAAGAAGCAGUUCGGAACUACCCGUAAGCUCAUGCGGUUCGGCAAAUUUCUCGAGCACCUGAAGGCUGCUUCUGUCGCCCUGGACAACAAGGCCCCCAUCGACCCCGUGCUGCGCUACCUGGCGGUUGGCCGCCAGCUCGGAUAUGCCGGUUACCUGACCGUCGAUGCGAUCACCGUCGUCGACGCCGUGGGCUACCGCAAGCUGGAGUCUGUCAAGCGUCUCCAGGAGACUGCCUACCGCUCCUGGUUCGCCGGCCUGGCCUUCAGCGCCGCUGCCGGUAUUUACAGCCUUUACCAGCUUCAGCAGAGGGAGAAGAGUCUUGACCUUAAGGAGGGUGAGGGUGUUGUCGAGGCCAAGAAGAUUGAAAAGGAGCGCGCCGCCGCCCGCGUGCAGCUCGUCUCUGACUUCGCUGAUCUGCUCAUUCCCGCCUCAGCCAUCGGCCUGCUCAACCUCGACGACGGCAUCGUUGGUAUCGCCGGUACCGUUAGCAGUUUGAUCGGCGUUUGGUCGCAGUGGCGCAAGACCGCCUAA